AUGGCAAUGGAAUGGAUAACAGCGAUGGACAAGCGUCCUUGUGAUCGUAAUUUAAGAGAUGCUGAACUGAUUUCCUGUCGUUUGAGACGUGUGGAGCCAUUAUGUCGUUUGCCCGGUUCGGCAUUACAGCAGUUGGCCAUGUGCGGCUUUUAUGAAGAUUUGGAGAAAGGUGUGACAUUAUUUCGAGCUGGCGAGCAAGGUCGCUUUUGGUAUGCCGUUCUAGGAGGCUCGCUUGAAGUUCGCUAUCACGCUCCAGAUACUGACGGAAAGGCGCCUGUAACAUUGUGCAACCUCGGGGUGGGCGCUACAUUCGGUGAAUCCAUAUUGCAUGAUCUUCCCCGGGACAGCACUGUCGUCACAAAAACCACCUGCGAACUGCUUCGCGUAGAGCAACAGGAUUUUCGUCUCAUCUGGGAGAAGAAUAAAGAAUUAAUGAAUGAUAUAAUUACCAGCUGCAAAUUGAAGAAUGGAUUCGGUUCCGGUGUAUCACCAGUUGCGUCAUCGCCAACUAAACGCCCAUUAAGUCCAGACCAUCCGAAUCCCGCAUUACCAAUUACCGAGUCACCGAGUCCUAAUAUGAAUCGGAUGGGAUGGGCUUUGCGUAUUCUUCUCGUCGCUGAUAGCUCAAGUUGUCUGAGGGAUAGAAAAGUUGCUGGAAAAUUAAUACGGAAAUGUGCACCUGGCACCGAAUUAGUGGACUGGCUGGUGAAUUUAUCAUCCAUCGUUCACACCCGCGCCCAGGCAGCUGGUAUGUGGCAAGCGCUGCUCGAAGAAGGAGUGCUAUCGCAUGUUAAUAAGGAGCAACCUUUUAAGGAUAAAUGUUUCUUAUAUCGGUUCCGUGUUGACGAGGAGGGCACAGCUGGUGGAUACCCAACUACCGAGGACAUUAAUGCGGCCAAUGACUAUAUCCGCGAGUCGCUCAGCACGCUUUUUCAACGAAGCCCGGAUGCUACACUGCGAAUGAUUUUACGCAAACCAUCUCACGAACGCACUCCUGAAGAAUUGGAAUUGAUAUUUGAGGAGCUCCUUCAUAUCACCGCUCUUUCACACUUGUCGACGAGCAUUAAGCGUGAGCUGUCUUCCAUAAUUGUUUUUGAAUCGCAUGCUCAGGCCGGGACUAUACUAUUUAAUCAGGGCGACGAAGGUCGAUCCUGGUAUAUUUUGCUCAAAGGCUCAGUGGAUGUUGUGAUACAUGGCAAAGGCACUGUGGCAACUCUUAAGACUGGUGAUGAUUUUGGUAAACUCGCUUUAAUAAACGACGCGCCCAGAGCUGCUACGAUUGUCCUGAAGGAAAACAAUUGCCAUCUACUCCGCGUCGAUAAGGAACACUUCAAUCGCAUUUUGCGCGAUGUGGAGGCAAACACUUUGAGGCUACAAGAACAUGGCAAGGAUGUACUAGUGUUGGAGCGAGUGGCCAAGCAGCGCGGACAACAUUCCGCAUUUAAAUAUACGGUCAUGUCGGGAACACCAUCCAAGAUAUUGGAGCAUUUGCUGGAAACUCGUCUUGGCGGUCAAGUCAGCGGUUUGGAUCCCUUUCUGGACGAUUUUUUGCUCACUCACAUUGUUUUCAUGCCGGUUGUGCAACUAGUGGAUGAAUUGGCUAAUUAUUUUCAUUGUGAUUCGAAUGAUGGCUCGCAAACACCCGAGGAUCGGGAGUACAUAAUCAAUUUCAAGAAGCGCGUUGUGCAGUUCAUGCAAAAAUGGGUGAUGGCCGUGCGGCAUGCCGCUUUCGAUGAGCCAAGUGUCUGUGAUUUUAUUGAGGAUUUGGCCGCUGAGAUAGAGGCUGAUUCAGAAUUGAGUGAGGAGACGAGUAUCAUACACAAUGUUUUAACACAAAUGGCCCGCUACCAGGAGGACCGCAACCAAAAUGCCGGACAGAAAUGGAAGCUACCGCCAAAUGGCCAACCCAUUUGCUUAUUCAGUGGCAAUGCCACGCCAUCAAAAACCGUUAUAAGACCUGAUGACGACAUUAUAUUCCGAGUAUAUUGCGCGGACCACACCUAUUGCACAUUACGUUUUCCUUUGCACACCACCGCCGAGCUGAUUAAAGCCUGCGCUGCCGACAAGCUACAGUUAAAUCGAGGACCAGAAGAUCUAAUAUUAGUGGAAGUCAAAUCGAAUGGAGAGCGCUCGGUCUUCAAGGAUAACGAUGUCAGCAUUCCUACUGGCCUUAGUCUGAACGGUCGGCUUUUCGUUUCUGUGAAGGAUCACUUGGAUGCCUUGACACCUCUACCCGAACAAGAGGCUCCAACAGAGGGCAUGGAUGUCGAUUUGGAAAUAUUAAGCACCAAGGAAAUAGCCUACCAAAUAACACUUUUCGAUUGGGAUCUCUUCUGGGCCGUACAUGAGUAUGAACUUCUCUAUCACACAUUUGGGAGGCACCACUUUGGAAAGAUUACCGCCAAUUUGGAUGUAUUUUUGCGCCGCUUCAACGAAUUACAAUACUGGAUUGUAACUGAAAUCGUGUCAACGAGUAGCAUGAGUAAACGUGUCGGCUUGUUGAGAAAAUUCAUCAAACUAGCUGCAUACUGCAAGGAAUAUCAGAAUUUAAAUGCUUUCUUUGCCGUCGUUAUGGGACUCUCAAAUAUGGCAGUUUCACGUUUGAGUCAAACGUGGGACAAAAUUCCUUCAAAAUUUCGAAAACUGUUUCAGGAAUUCGAGGCUCUCAUCGAUCCCAGCCGCAAUCACCGUGCUUACCGUGUCUUUGUUGGCAAACUACAGCCACCUGUUAUACCGUUUAUGCCACUUUUGCUCAAAGACAUGACAUUCGCUCACGAGGGAAACAAAACGAGCUUGGAUGGACUGGUUAAUUUCGAGAAGAUGCAUAUGAUGGCACAGACAAUGCGCACAAUUCGUUUUUGUCGUUCACGUAGUUUGGGCCUUGAGCCACCAUCACCAAAGAGUGAAGCAGAAGUACGCCCCUACAUAAGUUGCCUGCGUGUUAUUGACAAUCAGCGGGUUCUAACGGCUCUGUCACAAAAAAUAGAACCGGCUCGCAAGACCUAAGGACAGGUACAGCAACGCAAUAAGCCAUAAGUUCAAAAGGGCAAAUAUCAAAAGCGUUACUAUUGGAAUAAUUCAGGCAACAUUUAACAUCCUCGUAAGAUUGAGUCAACUAACUAUCCUGGAAAACUCCUUGCCCGAUACAUACAAAUUCAAGCCAAAUUUUUAUUAUCAUCUUAUCUAUAUACACAUGUAUAUGUAUAUGUACAUAUACUUGUAAAUGUACAUACAUACAAGCGUAGACAUAGAUAUUUUAUCGAAUUAUCGAAUUUCAACAUUUUACGCAUUUAAUGCAUUCGACAUAGUUUUCUUGCACUUUUACACACAUUAAUUUCUUAUUUUAUGUAUAAUUUAGAAAAAAAUUUAUUAUUUAUUUAGUCAAUGAUUUUACAUAUACAUACAUAACAACACAAAAAUUAGAAGUGUAUUCAUAUUAUUUACUAUAUGUAUGUAUGUAUAUUAGACUGUGUCAAAUAAAACGACUAAUUUUUAACCGACUUCACA
Molecule: messenger RNA, 3507 nt
Organism: Rhagoletis pomonella (apple maggot)
Lineage: Eukaryota; Metazoa; Arthropoda; Insecta; Diptera; Tephritidae
Gene: Epac
Product: rap guanine nucleotide exchange factor 4
Biological process (GO): Ras protein signal transduction; positive regulation of GTPase activity
Cellular component (GO): plasma membrane
Molecular function (GO): guanyl-nucleotide exchange factor activity
Source: RefSeq, a predicted model, not a curated record